Uncinocarpus reesii 1704 is the source of this 1620-nucleotide messenger RNA. RefSeq lists its product as uncharacterized. The record is from RefSeq and is a predicted model, not a curated record. NCBI's taxonomy places the organism in Eukaryota, Fungi, Ascomycota, Eurotiomycetes, Onygenales, Onygenaceae. Bases 1 to 1620 code for a protein of 539 amino acids. The transcript is spliced from 2 exons.
AUGGUUCGGAUUUCUAUUCUGCUGACCUUUGCGGCGGCCGCUGCAGCGCUGCCCAAUGCAGAGCCUGCCGCACUGACUAAACGCGGUAAAAAUCACUGCAAACCUCAUAGUGUCGAUGUCUCCAACCCGGAGGGCACUGAAUUCUGUCGCCAUCUGCUGCACCUUCCAUGCAGAACCUCUACGAGAACUGUGACGCCGCCCUGCAAGACCGUCAGCGUCACUAUGGUGCCGACCGUGACCAGAUGGACCACUUCUUCCAUUGUUCGACAGAUCACACGUACUAUCACCAGGGGAGUGACAUUGACACACCCGGCUCCUUCAGCCACGACCGUCACCCAGACAUUGCCGGCCACGGAAAUCAUUUCAGAAUAUCUGUCGGCAACUGUCACAGAAACGGCCACCAAUACCAUCGCCCUGACUGCAACGGAGAGCGUUGAUGUGACAGUGACGGAGACUGAACCGCAGUCGUUAUUUGAGACGGAAUAUAACACCAUCACCAGUGACGAUUGGGUGACAUUGACCGAGUCUAUCACACAGACGUCGACUGCCACGGUCUUGGACCCUACCACAGUCACUGUGCCCGUUACUGUCACCGUGAGGGCUCCUGCGAAGCGUCAUCAUCGCCCCCAGACACCUUAUCCCACCCCUACCAGCCUAAAGAAUAUACCCAAGCACGUUCUUAGCAAAGCGUGCUCAUCUUUACAUCUUGGCCCCUGCACGACAACGGCUACGAGGACUAGGACUCUGCCACAGAUCACUAAAACGGAGAUCAUCCACAAGCCGGGCGAGACCUCGACAAGAUACCGCACAGCAUACGUGUAUCGCAAACAAACAACCUAUGUUACCAAGUUCAUCACUGCGAUCACAACGGCCCAACCAACCGGCCCACUUACAGAGACAGUCAGCAUCACAGUCACUGCAACGUCCAUAGAGACACUACCAGCUCUUUCUACCGCUACGCUGACGGAGACUGUCGAUGUCACUUCAGCCGCAACAGUUACCGCCACCGCCACAGAGAUAAUCACUGUCACCCAACCAACAACAAUCCAGAUAACCAUUGCGACCACUGUCCAUAUUCCCCAGACGGAAAUGGUAACAGAAACCAUCGAUGCCACCGCCACAGAGACCGUGGAAACCACCCUCACAGCAACCGCAACCGCUACCUACACGCAACCGCCAAGAUGCCCCAAUCUCAUCAAGAACGGUGACUUUGCAGUUCCAAACCUCAAUAACUGGGCAAUCGAUGAGAUCGGAGGAAAAGUGUCGAUGGCUGGCGUGGGCGGCGGUGGCUAUGCCGCCCUCCUAUAUGGAUCGGGAUCCAAUCUCGCCUCGGUGUCCAUGAGCCAAAUCGUAUCAACCGUCCCCGGGACGAUUUACAAAUUCAGCGUCGAUCACAAGAACCAGUACAAGAAGCCCGGCAGUUAUCUUACUUGCACUUUCCUCCCUGCUACUCAGGUCUUCAGCUUCAACCUGGAUACCACUGUCACCGGCAGUUGGACUCAUUUUGAGAGCCCGGUUCUCGCCACCAGCACUUCACUCCAAGUUCGGUGCCGAUUGGUCACGAACAAUGCUGCGAUGAUCAAUUUGGAUAACUUCAAACUUCGUGCUUGUGAUGAAUAG